AUGAACGUCGUGGUGCGUCAGAUGGGGGGCCAGGCGGCAGGCGAAGCGCCCGCUCCCAAUUGGCAGGCUGUUGCGGAGCUCCGCACAAAGCUGGGCUACGUCGACGCUCAUUCAAUGUGUAGUUCACGCCACCUGCGCAGCAAGGGCCGGUGCUGGAGGGCAUGCCGCCGUACGAGCGUGGACGUCAUGAAGUCAGGCGGCUACAAAGUGUCGGCGCUGCCUGUCGAGAAUGCACUGCUGGCGCACAGCCGCAUCCGGGAGUGCGCAGUGCUCGGCUUGCCGCAUGACUCCCUAUGGAGGCUAUCGCGGCUGUGA
Coccomyxa subellipsoidea C-169 is the source of this 315-nucleotide messenger RNA. RefSeq lists its product as hypothetical. The record is from RefSeq and is a predicted model, not a curated record. The transcript is spliced from 2 exons. Lineage: Eukaryota; Viridiplantae; Chlorophyta; Trebouxiophyceae; Coccomyxaceae. Bases 1 to 315 code for a protein of 104 amino acids.